Oncorhynchus nerka (sockeye salmon) is the source of this 2757-nucleotide messenger RNA. RefSeq names its product adhesion G-protein coupled receptor G5-like. Gene Ontology annotation, molecular function: G protein-coupled receptor activity. Gene Ontology annotation, cellular component: plasma membrane. The record is from RefSeq and is a predicted model, not a curated record. The transcript has 17 exons. NCBI's taxonomy places the organism in Eukaryota, Metazoa, Chordata, Actinopteri, Salmoniformes, Salmonidae. Bases 645 to 2237 code for a protein of 530 amino acids. Gene Ontology annotation, biological process: adenylate cyclase-activating G protein-coupled receptor signaling pathway; cell surface receptor signaling pathway.
CCACAGUUCUGUUUGAAUAGACCACAGUCCCAGGAGGGGGAUCUGAGAAGUCUUGCACUGUUGCCAGGAUUUCUAAAGCGCUCUAUCCCUCAGUAGAAUGCCUCAGGAAAGGACUAGCAGCAGCCAGGCAGAGCACCCAUGGUUGUCAACAACAAGCCAGUCGCAGAGGAAAUGUGUGCCAACAGCUGGAAAGAGACAGCUGGGGACAGACAUAUCUGUAGGGUCAAUGGAGCCGUCCCCUCCAAAGGAAGGGGAUACACACCUCAGCAAGCAGCCUAAUACCUCCUCUCGAUGAGUAAGGGUGCUUUCCAACAAAAGAGGCACAAUCUGAUCAGACCACAUGACAGUGAUGACACAAGGUCAAUGCACAGGCAAGUGUACAGCAAGGGUAUAAGUUGAAACAACAGAGUCAAACUGUGUAACCCAGUAUCAGCCAUAUACUGCAUGCACUUCCUCUGUAAUUCUAUUUGCACACACAUUACUUCCUUAGAAUGCAUGUAUCCGCUCUGACCUCCCCUGCACCUCUUCGAGUGCUGUCGUUAGGACCCAAAAUCUGUUCUAGUAACAUUUCAAAUAUUUUACCCUGAACCUUGACUUCCCAGGUUGAUAGCAUAUCCAACCUGUAUUCAGUGGUGACAGGCACGAUGAAGUCCAGGUUGUUUUACAUCAUGGUUCUGCUCGCAGGACGUCUCGCUAUGAACGAAGGAAACGAAUAUUCGUGCUCCAACGACACUCAAGUUCUGUCUUACGUUCCGUCUGUAGUCGAUGUGGAUGGUGCAAGAUGCUGGAUGGAAGUUGUCAAUGAGCAGUUUAAGACGGAGAACCUCAGCACUAUUAUUAAAUCUGUGGAGAAACUAGAAAUGUGUCUUGAAAACACAGCUUUGAAUGAGACAACUUCAAUCAUUGUUGAGAGGCUUGUGGCUCACAUAUUCAGGGCCGACGGCCACUUUACAGGGCUUAAUAUAUCUGCCAGCCAAGAACGGGUAACAUCAGACAGUGACCAUGUGGCCAACACUACCGUCAAGGUCCACCUGCCCAAAGAGCUCUUGAAAACCAACGAGAACAAUACUAUUAUCUUCUGCAUGAUUACCUCACCAGAAAAAUAUGGGCAAUUGGGGAUUCUUGAUGGCCGAAUAGUAGGUCUGGCUGUAAGCAAGAAGACAGUGUUAGGUCUGCAGGACAAGGUCAACUUCUCCAUGCCUCUACAGCGCCCCACGCUGGAAAGUCAGGCUGACAAACAACCAUCUUGUCAAUUCUUUAAUUUUUCAACCAAUCAGUUCUACCAGGAUGGCUGCACCACCGAGUGGAAGAGAGACGAGGGCCGUGUGGUCUGCUCAUGUGACCACCUCACAUACUUUGCUGUGCUGAUGGUGUCUCCCUCCAUCUCUGAAAGCGAUCGGGAGAUCCUAAGCUACAUCACUCUGAUUGGCUGCAGUCUGUCUCUGUUCUUCCUGGUGGUCACAAUCGUUCUGUACGCCACUCAAAGAGGUACAGGCACAGACAUCUCCCUGAAGGUGCAUAUCAACCUGUCUGUGGCCCUGAUCCUCCUCAACCUGCACUUCCUGCCCAGCCAGCAGGUAGCAGCAUUAUCCUCCUCUGGGCCAUGUAUCUAUGUUGCUGUCCUUCUGCAUUACUCUCUACUGGCCACCUUCACAUGGACAGCAAUCGAAGGCUUCCACCUUUACCUGUUGCUGGUCCGUGUCUUCAACAUCUAUGUCAGGAGAUACCUGCUCAAACUGAGCCUGGUAGGAUGGGGAUUCCCUGCGGUCAUUGUCAUCGUGAUUGCUAUCAUUGACAAAGACACAUACAGCCGUGUGACUCUUCAACCCUCUAAGACCAAUGGCACAGCUGUGGAGAUGUGUUACCUCUCUAAUGAUGUGAUGAAGCUGGUGACCACGGUGGGUCUGUUUGCCCUGGUGUUUGUGUUUAACCUCGGUAUGCUGGCUGUGACUAUGAGGCGCCUCAAGUCUCUGCGCACUGAACAGACGUCAAGGGAGAAGGGUAGGGCCAGGAGGGACACCUGCACGGUGCUGGGCAUCACCUGUCUGCUGGGCAUCACCUGGGGCAUCAUCUUCUUCUCCUUCGGCCAGCUUACCACGCCUGGCCUCUACCUUUUCUGUGUCCUCAACUCUCUACAAGGUUUUUUCAUCUUCCUCUGGUUUUGUGUGUUCAAAUGGAAGACUGAGGACAGCCAACCUGGCAGUGACACUCACUAUACCAAUUCCAGAUCUGCCUGAGGACAAAGUCUGUUGUCAACCAAUCCAGCACUGUUGUUAUCAAUGUUCAUUUCAAACUUUAUUGCGAUUUUUUUCUUUUGAGAAUACGAGCCCUAAACUGUAGACCUUCGAAAAUGUCUACAAACCACCCACAUGUUUUGUACCAAUAUAAUAUUGUUAUUUUUUUCUUUUUGCGAUUGUUUAGUUAUGGAAUGAAGGAAGGUGUUUUCAGAAUUCCUUUCGUAUGUGGUUUGUUCAAUUCUAAAUCAUGUGAGCCAACAGGAUCUGAUGUAAUGUGCUGAGAUCCUAUCCCUCACUAGUUGAUUAACCUGCAACAGAAGAUAAAUAAGUUUGAUCUAAGCAAAACUGUAGCCUAUUCAUUGAUACUCCGCUCGAGCAAGCUGAAGUCCAGACUAGAUUUGCAUAAAACAAAUGCAAUGCCGCCAUUUUCCUCCAAAGGUUACAUAAAGAUAUUCAAAUGUUGCAGUUAUAAAAUUUGACUAUGAACAGUCAUGAAAUAAAACAGCUCCAAACAUUAGAA